Molecule: messenger RNA, 1182 nt
Organism: Leptinotarsa decemlineata (Colorado potato beetle)
Lineage: Eukaryota; Metazoa; Arthropoda; Insecta; Coleoptera; Chrysomelidae
Product: trehalose transporter 1-like protein
Biological process (GO): transmembrane transport
Cellular component (GO): membrane
Molecular function (GO): transmembrane transporter activity
Source: RefSeq, a predicted model, not a curated record
AAUACUUUGCACUAUUUGUAGGUGAUAGCAGCUUUCGUAGCAGCUCUUUACCACGUGGCUGGUGGCAUUUCAGCAAGCUACUCUGGAAUCUUAAUGCCUUUCCUGCAGCGAAAUAUAACCAACGACACAUUUGACAGUGAUCUCACGGCAACCACAGCAGAAUGUUCCUGGAUUGCUAGUGUAGUGGUUCUGAUCGUCCCAGCAGGAGCAAUCAGUGGGGGAUUCAUAAUGGAUAGUAUCGGAAGACUGAAUACUAUAAAACUAGCUACUGUUCCAACGAUCUUGGGAUGGUGUUUGAUAGCUGCUGCUACAAAUGUCAACAUGAUUAUAGCUGGGAGAUUAUUUUGUGGAUUUGGUUCCGCAUGGGGUACUAUUCCUGCCACAGUUUAUAUUAGUGAAAUCUCAAGAGCAGACUUGAGAGGGGCCCUCGUUUCAUUCACACCAACCUUGGCAUCACUUGGCAUGUUGAUAUGUUUCGCAAAAGGUUCUUUUUUGCAUUGGAGAACGGUAGCAUGGAUGGCCAACUUAUAUGUUGUGGUGUCAGUGGUUCUGCUUUUCCUCAUUCCUGAGAGUCCAGCGUGGUUGAUAUCCAAGGGAAGAGAUGAAGAAGCAGCGGCAUCUCUGAGGUGGAUCCACAAAUAUCAACCACAACCGCAAAAUAGGUUUUUUUACGUUGAAUCGUUGAAGCGAACAACCAACAACAUGUUUGUCAACACUAUAGGUACUUCUGAUCAGACGUGGGUUCCAGUUGCUUUACUUGUCAUGUACGUGGUGACGUGUAUGAUUGGACUCUUGCCUCUUCCGUGGACCAUAACAGCUGAGCUCUUCCCCAUCGAAAUCAGAGGGGUUGCCAACAGCCUCUCUUUUAGUAUGGCCAACGUAUUCAUGUUUGGAGCAAUUCAGUCCUUCUGGACAAUGGACCGUCUCUUUGGUGGCAUGGCAGGAAUUCAGUGGUUUUACGCGGCCGUCGCUUUUAUUUCUUCAAUAUACUCGUUUAUUUUCUUGCCGGAAACCCACAGGAAGAAGUUAACAGAGAUAUCUGAGUAUUUCCUUACUAAUACUAUAUAUCUCGGGUCUACAAAAUCUGCUGGAAAGUUACAGCACAAUAGAGUCAGCAAAGAACAUUCUGCCGAGUUGAAUAUCGAACAGGGUGAAACUCUGUUGGUGAACAGAAAAGACUGA